CAAACACGCAGGGGUCCCGGGACAGUGAGGCUGAACUCUGCAGUGGGUCCCGGUCGGACUACAAAACGUGCAGGACGGCGCACAGUGAUGACGCCAUCAUCAACGGGGCAGCAACAAAAACAACAACAGUGCUCAGCUGUUAGUUAGCUAGCUAGCUGGCCUAGCUAGAGUACUAAACUUUUAUUUUUUAUAUAUAUAUAUAUAUAUUUCUUAUUUGGUAUCCAACUUCUGUUUGCGUCUAUUUCUUUUAGUGCGUGUUCAUUUAAACUCAGCCUUGCUGGACUCUUGACGGUACAACGAGUUUUUUCCGUGUUCAGCUCUCCGCGCUAGCUGCUAGCAGCAGGCUAGCUUUUUGCGACGGGAGUGUGUUUGUUCAGUCCAAAGACUUCACCAGGCCAAAUGUCUUAAUGAGGAUGCCAGACCACAAAACGUCCCGGUGGAGAAUCUGACUUCCACCAAUGACCACCAACAUUAUUUCUCCAUCUGUUGUCAUGUCACCACGGAAGAGAGCCCUGCUUCCUGUGAACAGUCGCAGGAAGGCAGCGGACGACUUCUUCCCUUUCAACUUCCUGCCGGUGGAGUGCCAGCUGCACGUCCUGUCCUUCCUCAAUGAGGUGGAUAAGUGCAGCUGCGCCCUGGUGUGCUCCAGCUGGAGCUGCCUGGUCCGCUCGUGGAAACUGUGGCGCGUGGCCGACUACUCCCGCCGCGGCGUCUUCCACCUGGGUCAGGAGGGGCUGCUCGUUUCCAACCGUGAGUUUGAGCGCUGGAAAGCUUGGGUUCACCAUUACACCCACCACCUCAUCUCCCGCCGGGCCAGCUUGCUCACCCUGAAGGCCAGCUUUGACCUGGGGGAUCGCUGCAACAAGUGGGGGGAGCUGCUGAGCGACCUGCUGGAUAACGUCCACUGCAGAGACCUCAGUCACCUGGACCUCAAUUGGACCUUCACCCUCUUGGAGCCUCUGGAUCUCCGGGUCCACUCCAGCUCCAGCUCGCACCGGGACAGCAUCACCAAGAUGGACCAGGUGGCCAGUUUCCAGGAGCUGCUGACCAAACUCACCCACAGCUGCCCUCGUAUCUCCAAGAUGCGGCUGCAUUUCGACUGGUCCGACGUCUCCGUGUCGCUCCUCACACAGUUCCAGCACCUGCGAGUCCUCGAGCUCAAGUACUUCUGGGUCUUCAAAGGCGUGACUCCCUCCACGCUGCAGACCAUGACCAAAUCCCUGCCCAACUUGAAGUCUCUGACGUUACACAUCCUGGUGCCGCUGAGGAACCUGGGCAUCUCCUACACUCUGGAGUCGCUCUCUCUGGAGUUCCUGGAUGUGUCGCCCAGCCGAGGCUUGGUCUUCUCCUGCCUGAACCUGCCCGCGUUGCGUGAGCUCCGGGCCAAGAAGAUCGUCCGCGGCAUCACGCUGGACAGGAGGACCAGGCUGAGGAUUCAGAGCCGAUGGCCGUGCCUCUAUCACGUCCUCCGGGACGGGACGCCGAAGCUCCAGGCCCUCAACAAUGAGAGACUCCUUCCCACCUGGAGAGAAGAGAGCUAUGGGGAGCUGUCUGCCAUCCUGGAGCAGUCCUGUUACUGUGUGCAGCAUCUAGACAGCUGGCUGUGGUAGUCUGCUGUUCGGCACAUGGCUGGGCUGUGGCUGGUAGAUGUCAGAACAGAGCAGCUCAUUGCUUUCACAUGCAUCGGAUUGUGUCCCCCGUCAAAAUAAGGGCGUUUUCACACAUGUAGUCUGGCUUGCUGUGGUUUGAGUCUGUAGAAUAGUUGAUUAUUUGUUUAUUAUUCAUUUGGUUCAAAUUGGUUUCACACAGCAAAACACAGCAAAAUACACAGUGCUUCCUGUAGUUGGGUCAAAUCUAGGUUGGUUCACUUUCACACCAUAAAUGAAUUGUACCAAGAGAGACAACCUCCUCAGCGAGCUCUUGGCUCAGUUGUUUUGCUGCGACCCAAGUCCAGUUGCUGGCUUCACCCCUGUCCACACAAACUGUACCAGCGUUUGAGUCGAUCAGACCAAACAAGGCAGGUCUGAAAACGCCCUAAAUAAGUGUUGACUGAGAGGGAUGCAAAAUAGUGGCUGAUAGGAAAGAUGAUAUGACCUGAAAGCAAAAGACUGCGUUGGACCACUCAUUACCAGCAGUGGCCACGAUGAUGACACACAGCCUGUUUUCAUUUUGUUUCCAACACACAGAGCACCAGUCGCUGUGCUUCAUGCUGAUUGCACUGUGCUGUGCUAAACUAGACUCAUACUCACUUAAGCUCUGUGCUGGAUAGAGGACAAUGUAAAAGGACUAUACCAGUGUUUUUUUUAUGUUUGGCCCAUUUUCAAAUGUGAGUUUGUGGUUGAAGCAGUCACCUUAUAAUGUUCUGCUCCUGCAGCUAACAAAGUCCUCGGCAUUCAGAAACCACAC
This is a messenger RNA of Myripristis murdjan (pinecone soldierfish), 2406 nucleotides long. RefSeq lists its product as uncharacterized. NCBI's taxonomy places the organism in Eukaryota, Metazoa, Chordata, Actinopteri, Holocentriformes, Holocentridae. Gene Ontology annotation, cellular component: SCF ubiquitin ligase complex. Gene Ontology annotation, biological process: protein polyubiquitination; SCF-dependent proteasomal ubiquitin-dependent protein catabolic process. The record is from RefSeq and is a predicted model, not a curated record. Gene Ontology annotation, molecular function: protein binding. The coding region runs from base 459 to 1610 and encodes 383 amino acids. The transcript is spliced from 3 exons.